Rhodofomes roseus is the source of this 1070-nucleotide messenger RNA. RefSeq lists its product as uncharacterized. The record is from RefSeq and is a predicted model, not a curated record. The transcript is spliced from 3 exons. NCBI's taxonomy places the organism in Eukaryota, Fungi, Basidiomycota, Agaricomycetes, Polyporales, Fomitopsidaceae. Bases 332 to 907 code for a protein of 191 amino acids.
GUUGUUGCCGAUGCAAUCCUUGAAACGUGAUGAAACCUCUGGAUUCCGAGUCAGCUUUCAUACGUUCCUGUGACGGUAAUGCCACUUGUUAGCCGUGCGCGUUAGAACCCUGGUAUGGUACGGUGGCCCUGCUAUUCGCCUAAUGCUCACCAUUGAUGGAACCUGGAUGGCACUCAGCAGUGUCCGCCGUGCAGUUUCGAGGCCGUACGCGCCGGCGCUUGAAGCAAUGUGGCCUGACACAGUAACUGAUCAUGAUGAUGCGCAGGCCGACGGUGAGUUCGGAAGACAUUGAUGUUCUCUUGCAAUUUAUAAAGUCCAAUUAUAUACCAUAAUGCACAGCCCUCUUUCUAUCGCAGUCAUGUCUCUGGCCUUGGCCUCCGCGGCAUACGCGCACCCCUUCAAGCGCGCUUUCGGAUCCUUCCUUGACAACUUCCCAAGGAUCCCUGUCCCAAAGAUCCCUGAAAGUACCACGUCAGCCACGACCACGACCUCCUUUCAGGCUGCCCCGCCCCGCCAGACCGUCAUGAUCAACACUGACUGGAAGUACGACAACGGCAGCACGUCCGUCACGAACCUUACCUGCGGCACGCAGUUCGAGGCGACGGGGAACACGACCUACAGAUCCCUCCUCCAAUACCCGUACGCAGCCGGCUUCUCGAACGUCACGAGCGGCGAAUCCACCGUUUGCGGCGCGUGUUACGUCCUGGAGUGGGCGGGCAACUACGUGGGCGUGCAGAUUAUUGAUGGCGCGGAGGAGUAUGGGGGCACGGAGACGUUCACCCUUUCUGGGGAGGCGUACGACUGGUUGCUCUUGAACGAGACGACGUCGCCGGUGGUCACUGGGACUAUUGUGGAUGGUCCUUUCGCGUGCCCCGAGCACCAAAAGUUCGUGGCGAUAAACCCGUGAUGAACACGGUCGGCCUACGCAAGAGUUUUGGGCGACCUUGCCAUAGACGGAGAUGAACAUGAUAACGGACAAAUGGACAUUUGCACUGAUAUUUAUGCCCAACUCUUUUACUGUCAUUACGCCGGAACCACGAUGCACGAUGCUUACACCUUUUCGCUCUGAA